AUGGAUGAUUGGCUAGAACCGGCUUUUGCUAAUCUCUUGGAGAACAAGAAGUUCUCCGACUGUCAAAUAAUUGUCGGGAAGGAAUCUUUCGAUUCCCACAAGGUAAUUUUGGCCAGUGCAUCGGAGUUUUUUGAGCGCAUGUUCCUGAGCGAUUUCAAGGAAUCCAAAUCGGGCCAAUUCCGCCUGAGCGAGGUGAAGCCGGAAACGUUCGCCAAGUUCCUCCAUUAUGUGUACACUUACAACAAGAAGAAGCUGGAGGAGAACACCAACUUGAUGAUAAUGGAGCUACUCAGCUGCGGCUCCACCUGGCUUGUGCAGUCGAUCACUUCCGACUGUGCGGCGAUCCUUAAGGUCAGGGCACCCAAUAUGGUGAUCAGCGAUCUGGUCGAGCUCUUCCAGUACGCUCACAACACUAAUAACAAGGAACUCAUCGAGAUUUCUGUAAAGUACUUGAGGAGCCGUUUUGGAACCACCAUGAACUGCUACGACGCCCUGCUUCUGACCUCCGAUGUCUUUGAGCAGUACACCAUUAUUAGCGAGGGAUAUUUGCCCGAGAUCGAGCGCUUCAAGAUGAUAGAGUCUUACGUAACGGUGAAUGGACUAAUCGAACAUGUUACAGAGGAGCCUUCGGAGGAUGUUGUUGACGAUAAGAAAGAAGGAACUGAUAGUGGUGUCGGUGAAAUGGUGAUACCUAAAUCAAGUUCGGAAGAUAGCGAGGAUGAAAUCUCAGAACUCGAUGGACAACCGGGUACUUCUAAGGCAAUUUGCGAUAGCAACCAGAAGAAUCCAGAUACUGUGCACAAAGGUGUUCAUCGUCCAGAUGAGCCAAAGGACAGCAAGAUAAAGCUCAUCCACCAUAAAUAUGUAAAAACCCUACUGGGCUACAUUAAAUUUAGUAAGAUGGCAAAAAACGAAUUUUACAACAUAAUUGGCAAGUCCGCCUUGUUGAGCGACAAGGAAAAGUACGAAAAUCUCUUCCUAACUUACUAA
Drosophila takahashii is the source of this 990-nucleotide messenger RNA. Its product is annotated as kelch repeat and BTB domain-containing protein 3-like. Gene Ontology annotation, molecular function: ubiquitin protein ligase binding. The record is from RefSeq and is a predicted model, not a curated record. NCBI's taxonomy places the organism in Eukaryota, Metazoa, Arthropoda, Insecta, Diptera, Drosophilidae. Gene Ontology annotation, biological process: regulation of proteolysis; proteasome-mediated ubiquitin-dependent protein catabolic process. Gene Ontology annotation, cellular component: nucleus; cytoplasm.